This is a messenger RNA of Theileria equi strain WA, 1140 nucleotides long. RefSeq lists its product as hypothetical. NCBI's taxonomy places the organism in Eukaryota, Apicomplexa, Aconoidasida, Piroplasmida, Theileriidae. The record is from RefSeq and is a predicted model, not a curated record. Bases 1 to 1140 code for a protein of 379 amino acids. The transcript has a single exon.
AUGGGUGGUAAAGCAUCUACACUCAAGUUAAAGCUAGAUAUAAAUGGAAAAUGUGGAGAGGAUAAAGACAGAUGUAAUUGUGAUAAUUCUGGCAAGUUUGUCGCCGAAAAGAAGACAGAUGAUCCAGUAAAAGGCUUUACUAAAUAUGCGCACAGUGUAACAAGUGGAACAUUUACUCUAGAUGGAACGCUUGGUGGUGGAGGUAGGAUAGUAGGUUUUGCGGGAACAAGAGGACAACCCAUACAUAAGGUCAAAGAGGUAUCGGUCUACUACUGGUCUAAGAAUGAGGAAACAAAACCCCUUCUCCUUGGAAUUACCAUGACUAAUACGACUGCCUAUUAUGCCAGGAGUAGUGAUGGUGUUGAUUGGAUUAUUACUUCUCAACUCACAGGUGAACCCUUGGAGAUCAAACUGGAUUACCAAAACUGUUUACUCAACAGUGCGGUAACUAUAGAUCUUAGCAAGACUCAUGCCAACAAUAAGAAGUACUGUUGCGGUGGUAAUCAUGGUCAAAAGGUCUCCGUUACUUCUGUACCAGUUUCUUGCGUACACCAGAACUCAAAUCACCUUACAUACUACAAACACGAGACCAAUCUUGGUACUGGAAUUAAAUUAGCAGCUAUCAAGUACAAUGAUAGUAGAGGUAAAAGAAAGAGAAUAGAGAUUCCUGGUUUUGUAUUACCUACCAAUGAUUCGGUAAAGGUUUAUGUGUUCUAUUGCAGCAAAAAUCCCGAAAUCCUAUAUCUCAAAAAGAAUGGAUCUGAACUCGAUAAUAAGUGGUACAAGAGAGACCAUACUAGUGAUAUUUGGAAAGAACUCCUGGGCAUAUCCAAUGAUCCAAACAACAUCACAAACUGUAACAAUGGCUUUAAACAGCUUGUGGAUGAACUAAAGAAGGCAGGAUGUGGUGUAUCUCAAUGUACUCUAGUACCUCCCAAACCUGCUCCCCUUCCUCAACCUAUAUCGGGCCAAGCUAGGGGAGGAUCUGGUGUUGUUGGUAGUAGCCCUCCUGGUAAAAAUUCUAAAGGCUAUAAUCCGUAUAUUAUCGUCCCUUCUGUUCUUGUCCCAUCUGGCUCUCUGACCGUACUAGCCUACUGGGCCUAUACACAUACCAGAGAUCCCUGGGUACGACAAAUAUAA